Molecule: messenger RNA, 528 nt
Organism: Didymosphaeria variabile
Lineage: Eukaryota; Fungi; Ascomycota; Dothideomycetes; Pleosporales; Didymosphaeriaceae
Gene: MRPS12
Product: 37S ribosomal protein S12, mitochondrial
Exons: 3
Coding region: 1-528 (175 amino acids)
Biological process (GO): translation
Cellular component (GO): ribosome; small ribosomal subunit
Molecular function (GO): structural constituent of ribosome
Source: RefSeq, a predicted model, not a curated record
AUGCCUGUACAAUUCCUCCGCCGCCUCGUACGGCCGUCCGUCAUCUUCAGAACCUCCCUCGCACCCGCACAACCACUCAGGCCCUCAAUCGUUAGCUCGCUUCCCAAAUCGCCGGCUUUUCAACCUCUACCCCCCGCGCGCGCGCACAAGUGCACCCUGAUCCAGGUGCUGCGAAAUGGUCGAUCACAACAGAGAGCUCGAAAGCUGCGAUCCCCGCAGUUGGCAGGCAGGCCGGAAUUGAAGGGUGUGUGCUUGAAGGUCGGCACGACGAAGCCGAAAAAGCCUAAUUCGGGUGAGAGAAAGAUUGCCAGGGUCAGGUUGAGUAGUGGGAAGGUCAUCACGGCGUAUAUUCCGGGAGAAGGUCACAAUGUGCAGCAGCAUUCGGUCGUCAUGGUGCGAGGUGGCAGGGCGCAGGAUUGUCCUGGUGUGAAAUACCAUCUGGUCAGAGGCGCGUUGGAUUUGGGUGGUGUAGGAAACCGGAUCACAUCGAGAUCGAAGUACGGGACGAAGAAGCCGAAGGCUGCAUAA